This is a messenger RNA of Durio zibethinus, 699 nucleotides long. RefSeq lists its product as uncharacterized. NCBI's taxonomy places the organism in Eukaryota, Viridiplantae, Streptophyta, Magnoliopsida, Malvales, Malvaceae. The record is from RefSeq and is a predicted model, not a curated record.
CAAAAUGAUAUUGGUAAGAAUUAAUGGUGACAAAGUCAAAUGUUAAUAAUGAAGGGGGCAUACCAAAACCCUCCUCCUCAGUCCGUUCCUCGGCCUGCUGUUUCCCUAUAUAAACCAAGGAAUCUUAUCCCUCCACUGCCCUGUCAAAACUAUAUAUAUUCGUCUUAAUUUUAUGCACAUGUCCCUUUACUUUCUUUCAUACUCAUAUUCUUGUUAGUACAGUAGUGUAAAAUAUUAUAUUCCUUUCUCCUUUUUUCAUCAGAUAUUCAUAUGGCUGAUAAUAACCUGAAAAUUGUUGUAGAAAGAAACCCUCCAGAGUCAAAACUCUCAGAGCUGAACAUCAAGUGUUGGCCCAAAUGGGGUUGCUCUCCUGGAAAGUACCAGCUGAAAUUUGAUGCAGAGGAAACAUGUUAUUUGCUGAAAGGGAAAGUGAGGGUAUACCCAAAAGGUUCAUCAUCGUUAGAGUUUGUAGAGUUUGGUGCAGGAGAUCUUGUCAUCAUCCCAAAAGGUCUCAGCUGCACUUGGGAUGUUUCUGUUGCUGUCGACAAACACUACAAAUUUGAGUCAUCUUCACCUUCACCAUCACCAACACCACCAUCUUCUUCUGCUUCUUCUUGCGAGUAAUAUCAAUCAUUGUAAUUCUAUAUCUUCACUAAUUCUUUGAAAUUCAUUUAUAUUACUAGUAGAAUUAUUCCUUUC